Messenger RNA from Parnassius apollo (apollo), 1218 nucleotides. The record is from the annotation of a GenBank genome assembly. Lineage: Eukaryota; Metazoa; Arthropoda; Insecta; Lepidoptera; Papilionidae.
AUGCCACAGUGUUGUGCAGUGCCUAUGUGUGCAAAUAAAAAAGGAGGGCAUAAGUUCCCUACAGAAGAUAAAAACCGAUUAAAACAGUGGCUUGUAGCCAUUCGCAGAGAUAAAUUUACUCCAACGAAAAAUAGCCUCGUUUGCAAAAGCCACUUCACAAAGGAUGAUUACCAGCUACCGAAGGACUCAGUAUUAGAAAAACUAGAAAUUGAAUUCGAGAAGAAACAGAAUGAUGUUGGUAUCCAAUGUGAUUUAUGUGGAAGUGAUAAUCUCAAAACACUUAAAGAAUGUCUUCAAAAUGAAAAUAAAAAUAAAAAAUCUUCAAUUGCAAAUGUGCUAGAUAUAACCAAUGCGGCCGAAGUACAGUUUUAUACUGGUUUCCAAGAUUAUGAACAUAUCAAAUUCAUAUUUAGUAUUUUUGGAGAUGAAGUAAAUUGUUUAAAAUAUUAUCCUCAACUGAAAACAUUGAAGGUGCCGUUUCUAAACCCUUGUGAUCAAUUCCUUCUAGUGUUAAUUAAAUUACGCCGGAACAUGCUAUUUACAGAACUCGCCUUUCGAUCGAAGAUUAAUAAAACGGUACUAAGUAACAUUUUCAUAACAUGGAUCAAUUACUUAUAUUGUAAAUUGAAAGAGUUAAAUGUUUGGGUGCCAAAACAAUGCAUAGAUAAAAAUAUGAAAUACUAUGGCAAGAUUAAUCCAUGCACUGUGAUAGUAGAUUGCACGGAAAUAAAAAUAGAGAAGCCCAAAAAUCCACUUACACAACAGCUUACAUAUUCCACUUACAAAUCAGCAAAUACUCUAAAAGUUUUAAUUGGGAUUUCAGCAUCAGGCUGCGUUACAUUUGUAUCCGAUGCAUAUGGUGGAUCUACGAGUGAUCGUGAAUUGUUUGAAAAAUGUGGACUUAUUGAUAAACUUGAACCUAAUGAUAUCAUUUUUAGUGACCGUGGCUUUAAUGUACAAGACCUAGUGUGCCAUAAAGAUGUUACAGUUAAUGUGCCAGAAUUUUUAAAAAAUACUGAUGGACAAUUUGAGACUUCUCAACUGACAAGGUCAAAAAAUAUAUCUUCAGAACGGAUACACGUUGAAAGGGUCAUUGGUUUGGCUAAAACUUUUAAGAUCUUAAGCGGCAAGUUGGAUUCAAAAUUGGUGCCUUUAGCAGAUAGAAUAAUAUUUGUAUGUUUUAUGUUAACCAAUUUCAAAAAUAAUAUUAUAAAGUAA